This is a messenger RNA of Sardina pilchardus (European sardine), 2439 nucleotides long. Its product is annotated as mitochondrial glutamate carrier 1-like. The transcript has 10 exons. Gene Ontology annotation, biological process: aspartate transmembrane transport; L-glutamate transmembrane transport; malate-aspartate shuttle. Lineage: Eukaryota; Metazoa; Chordata; Actinopteri; Clupeiformes; Clupeidae. Gene Ontology annotation, molecular function: L-glutamate transmembrane transporter activity; L-aspartate transmembrane transporter activity. The coding region runs from base 224 to 1216 and encodes 330 amino acids. The record is from RefSeq and is a predicted model, not a curated record.
GCCUCCCUCCCUCUUCAGUCUUGAUAUGAAGAAAGACUCAUUUGCAUUCAGUUCACUCAGACGCCAGACGGAGAUAGAAGAAAUACGGCAGAAUUUUCUGACAGAUAAUAAAACUACUCCCAAAGGCUUUACAUACUAGAUUACUUAUCGUCGACUACCUACCGCAGCACCAAAGGUUCUUAGUCAUCCCCUGUUUGCAUUUGCUGCCUUUCUGAAAGUCAUCAUGUCUCAGCAAUCCAUCAGCCUCCCUGCCAAGCUGAUCAAUGGUGGCAUUGCUGGCAUUGUUGGGGUGACCUGUGUGUUCCCCAUCGACUUGGCAAAGACCAGGUUACAGAAUCAGCGACAGGGCCAUCAAGUCUACAAGAACAUGAUGGACUGCCUAUUAAAAACGGUACGAUCUGAGGGAUACUUUGGAAUGUACAGAGGUGCCGCAGUCAACCUAACUCUCGUGACCCCUGAGAAGGCUAUCAAACUAGCCGCCAACGACUUCUUCCGCCACCACCUUGCCAGAGACGGGAAGGGCUUGACUGUGUAUAAGGAGAUGUUGGCAGGAUGUGGGGCUGGCAUGUGCCAAGUGAUCAUCACUACUCCCAUGGAAAUGCUGAAGAUUCAGCUUCAAGAUGCUGGAAGACUAGCUGCCCAGCAGAGGAAGCCUGGCAUCAUGUCCCCCACCAAGCUGGCCGCCACCAACACGGUGCUGAGCCGCUCCUACACAUCCAGCCCGGCUCCGGGCCGCGCCGUGUCCGCCACGCAGAUCGCCCGCGAGCUCCUGCACACGCAGGGCAUCCAGGGGCUCUACAAGGGCCUUGGGGCCACUCUCAUGAGAGAUGUGCCCUUCUCCAUGGUGUACUUCCCUCUGUUUGCUCACCUAAACCACAUGGGCCAGUCCUCACCCGACGGCCCCAGCCCUUUCUACUGGUCCUUUGUGUCCGGCUGUCUGGCCGGCUCCACUGCUGCUGUAGCCGUCAACCCCUGUGAUGUGGUGAAGACCAGGCUCCAGUCCCUGAGCCGGGGAGCCAAUGAGGAAAGCUACAAGGGCGUUGUGGACUGUGUGAGUAAGAUUAUGCAGCGGGAGGGCCCCUCUGCUUUCCUCAAGGGUGCCGGUUGCCGGGCGCUGGUCAUCGCACCGCUGUUCGGUAUCGCCCAGGUCAUGUACUUUGUCGGCGUGGGCGAGUUCAUCAUGGACCAGACCCCGUUCAGCCUCCUCUCCGCCUAAGGUGGAACAACAGAGACACUUUGCAGACUCCCUGAAGUAUUUGAUUAAGGAAAACAAGCGGAAAGAGAUACUAGUGGCAGCUACACAACCACCAAUUUUGAAUGAAAAAAGGACAGACUACAAAAAAGAGCUUAGUUGUCAGAUUUCUUUUUGAGCCUCACACACACACACGUAUGCUGUCGUUGACUUCCUGUUUGUGUGUGCGCGUGCGAGGCUCGCCUGCACUUCCUCUUGUGGCUUCCUGGCUUGUUUGCGAGGCUCCAGUCAACGGUUGCUCUUGUUGGCGGGAAAGCCUCGUUGAGAAGCUGAGGAAGGCUUACUACAAGGGUUUAUACUCAAUGGUCCACUCUUUCUCCAGAAAGUUCUCCUCUUGGAAUUUCCCUCAGUGAGGGAGGGAAAUAUGGUGUCCUUUUUGGCACUUAGUAAAAAAAAAAAGUCUAAAGACCUUAUCAAUCAUAUUGCGUUUUGUAUGUGUAUAUUUUUAUUUCAACUAAAAUAUGUCUAUUUAAAUUCCCACAAUUGCUGAUUUCUUACAGUGUUUGGACAAAGUUGUUUUUGACAAAUGUCAGGCCUUCUCAUGCAACCAAAAAAAACUGUUCUGAAAUUCCCUUAUUUCAAAUUUGACUGCAUGACCAGUCAUUUUUUAGAUAAAAUACCAUUUCAUUAAUGGGAACAUUUCAACUAUAUUUUGUAUGUUGAUACUACAAGGAACAAUAAACAAGCCGUUUAUAUGUACUUGAUCACACAUUUCCCAAUGUGGCGAUUGAUUGUGGUUAUGGGAUCACCUAAGGUUGCAUUCAAAGACACUACUUGUGUCUCUUACAUACUUGAUUGGUCACAGUGUUCAGAGUGUGAAUGUGUGUGUGGGUGUGUGUGUGUGUGUGUGCAGCAGUUUACUCUUAUGACUUGCUUUUUUGUUCUUGAAGCAGUCAUUAAUGUUACGUUCAGUCCUUUGCAUUUUUUGUCUAGUUGUAUGUGGCUCCUCUGAAAGCAUGUGUCUUGUCUGUGUAUGUCUUUGCCUUAUGAGAGAAUUUGCUUGUCUUGUAAUGUGAAAGGUAACUGCAGAGGACGAUGGUUCACUAGCUGUCGUUUGGCGGCCCUCGCACUAUGUUACACAACAACUAAUAUAAAAUUGUGAAAUUUUAAACCAGAAUGUUACACUCUCACUCAAUCAUGUUCUUUUCUAUUGUGAUAAUUUUAAUAAACAAACUUUUAUCAUUGCA